CACGCAAAUGCAAAUUUGCAAUUUCGUUUCAAAAAUACUUUUGUUAUGUCAAAUAUAUACUCAAGUGAUCUCAAAAGAAAUUGUAAGUUUCCUAGUUUUUUCUAGUUUAUAUUUGUUGCAUGUUUAGUGUUUGUGACUUUGUGUGGAAAAGAUAAAUCAGUUAAAUUAUGGGUUUAUUGACGCAUUUUCAUGCAAGAACAUACAGCAAAGCUAGUCGACAACAUUCAUACAUGUACAAAGAACUUCAUUGUAAAACUCUAAUUGUCAAUGGUGUUAUUGUUCAUACUCGAACCUACAGCUUCUAAAUAACUAUAAUUUUGAUGUUUAUGCACCACAGCAUUUUCUAAAAUAAACUAGUUGUUAAAUUUUCUGACACGACAGGUGACACUCGACUGCAGGCAACUAUGUGUCUAUUAUUAUGCAAUUACUUUAUGGUUUCUGUGUUUGGAUGGCCUGAUCCAAACAUGUGGAAAUGUUGCAAGAGUUAAGAAAAGCGUGCAAAAUCACGAGCUGAAGGCGAGUGAUUUUGCAUGCUAGUUUUCUUAACUCGAGCAACAUUCCCAAGUGUUUGGAUCAGGCCAUCCAAUUUCCGUUUUAAAAUUUCACUUUAAAAAACUUUCACUUUAAAUUUCUGUGUUUUGAUGGCCUGAUCCAAACACAGGUUUCGACUAGGGGUGCACCGGAUUUGGAAUUUUCAAAUCCGGCCGGAACCGGAUUUACCGGAUUUGGACAAAAAUUCCGGCUGGAUUUGCCGGAUUUGAGAUAAACCGGUAAUGGGGACAAUUGGGGAUAAAUCAGUAUUCAAAAUGGUGGUUUAUGUUUUUUACUAUUUUUAGUUAGUGUCAGUUUAGAUUUUUGAUUGUGUUUAAACCUUAUUAAAAUAUUUUUUGUUCAUAACUUAAAAUUUUAUAAUAAUAUAAGUGUUUUUUAAACUUUAAAGCUGCCAAAUUGAUGGUUUAUCCCAUUAUUGGUGAAUUUUUAAGGCGAAAACAGAAAUUUAAAUCCGGCCGGAUUUUCUCCAAAUCCGGCCAGAUGCCGGAAAAUUCGUUAAAUUCGGCCGGAAUUCCGGCCUGAUUUGGAAUCCGGUGCAACCCUAGUUUCGACCAAUCAGAGCACAUGUUAUAUACAUCUUCAGGUUUUUUUUCAGGUUUUUUUUUGGACCGUAAAACAGCCCCAAAAACUCAAUCUUGAAUUGAGUUUUAAACUCAAUCUUAAUCUCACCAAAAGACUCAGUGUAGUAAAAAUGUAGUUGUUUGAGUUAAAUUUGUGACGUGUGCAAAUUAGUUUUCAGUUGGAAACCCCACAAUCAAGAAAAAAUGGCUGGAAUUCAUUUCACAACACAAGAAAACAACGCAAUCGCUAUCUUUAACCAGUUUAUAGUCUCCCUUUGUGCCCCUGCUUUAACACAUUGCGUCUCAACUACACUUAUAUUGGGUACAGGUGUCAGCCUCCCACAGCUGCCCCACACCCCAGCUGUUCAGCUAAGCUCAAUCUUCUCUACAAAAAUGGACCCAAGAAAAAAUCCUGAAAAAAACCCUGAUGUUAUUUUAUAAAAUAUUAGGGGCAUUUAUACGGGACAAAAUAAGACGCGACUUACAUAAGACGCGACUUACAUAAGACGCGACUUAAAUAAGACACAAGUUUGUUGUAUAAAAGGUACAAAAUUCUUAUGUAAGAUGCGUCUUGGAUAAGACGCGUCUUACAUAAGAACAGGACUUUUAGCUGUUCUUAUUUAAGUCACGUCUUAAAUAAGAUGCCCGAAACUUGAAACAACGUAAAAUUAUUAGCCUUGCAUAUUCGAACAAAAACAACUGAAACAACAUUAUAGCUAUAGCAAGUAAACUAGGAGUUACUAUCGCAAGGAAAAUGCUGCCGAUAUGUACAUGUAGGAUGUGCUACAAAAAGAGCGUUUUUCACUGUAUGUAUGAUUUAUUGUCUUACACAUCAUCGUUCCUCAGUUACCUUCGUACAAUUAUAUCUUACAUCUAAUCUUAUGAAAAGUAUAUUUUAAUAUACUUAACAGUGCGACUUUGAUAGUUGACACAUAAUAUAAAUGACAAGAUGUGAAUAUUAUUGAAUGAUUUUGUCACUCGUACAACUUUUAAUUUGGCUAUUCAAACAAUUGAUUUAAAAUAGUUGAAUUUAUACUUACUGGGAUGUUAUUGCUUAUUGGGAUGUUGAAAUUAUGUUUGUUUUAAAUACAUUUAAUUGAUAUCCCAUAAAUUCAUUUUGUAUGAUUUCAUUGACCUUGACGUUGUUCAAAAUCAUUUUGUAUUGUAUUGAAACUGUAUGUCUAUGACCUAUGUUAUGUACUAUAUUAACCCAUUGAGUCGCAUUGCACCCUGAUGCACCCUACUUUGAACAGUAUUUUACUCUGUCUAACGCCAGACGAUUUUACUCGUCAAGGGGAGAGUGCUGGCGCUUAAUGGGUUAACUGAUCUAUCUGCCCAUGUGUCUAGUUAACCCAUUGGGUCGCAUUGCACCCUGAUGCACCCUACUUUAGUAUUUUACUCUGUCUAACGCCAGAGUAUUUAACUCUGUCUAACGCCAGAGUAUUUUACUCUGUCUAACGCCAGAUGAUUUUACUCGUCAAGGGGAGAGUGUUGGCGCUUAAUGGGUUAACAUGCCCAAAAUCUGUACUAAAACUGCUUUUUCCAUUUUGUGAUUGGCACAGUUUAAUCAAAGAAUCCUCCCGUUGAACCAGAGCCUUCACGAUAUUUCAAUUUAUUAUUAACUGAAGGCUCUGGAAUCCAGGAUAGCUUGCCAUUGAAUACAGUGCAAUGCUUAUAUUUCUGAAUGAAUAAGAUCAUACUCAGAAGAACAGUCAGAACUGCAAAACUAUAUUGUUAGAAAGAAGUUGAAGUUGUGAGCAUUAUUGUGGUAACACAGCCAUAUGUAUAUAUCAAUGUAUGUCAGUAGAAUCAUGUUUAUAGGCUUUAUAUAUAACUGAGGCAGUCUUAUACAAGUCAUAUCUUAUACAAAAGUCAGUUGAUAUGCUAUAUUACAUGUAAUUGCUGAUAAGUCCAUAUAUGCAGACAACAAUCCACACUGGGUAGCUCUAGGAAUCUUGUUAAGCCUGAUUUAUUAACAACAUCCCGCGUACUAUAACUAUAAACAUCUAGAAAUAGAACGUACCGAACACUAUUAUAUACUCACCGCCUUUGGCUUUGCACAUAUUAAGUGACAUAACAAACAAAUAAAAUAAAGUUAAUUUGCUUCUUGUAUCAGCAUAAAGGCAUUAAUCAUGGAUUACUGUCGAUUUGGUCGGGAAUAGAUCAGUGAUUCAGUGGGUAUUAUAAUUGCCGAUAUAUUCUUGAAAUCAUAUUGUUUCAAUGCCUCUAUAUCGAAGUUUAAUACACUAAAGUGACUAAACAAGUAUAAACAGCAGAUUUAAAUAUAAAUGCCUUCAUGUAUUAUAAAAUAUAUCACCAGACAGAUAGACAGGGCACACGGCACGACUACAUCACUAUACGAGAACGAAAUAAAGCCAUCCUUACCUGAAUUAUUCAAAAUAUUGUCGAUCAUUCUUGCGCCAGAGACACAAAAUAACACCGUGCUUUAUUUACCCAUUCAUCAUCACAAAUAUUACUCGGAAUUUUUAUGGAAAUUCGCAUUAUUUUAUGAUUUUUAUAUUUCCGUCCGUUUAUAACAGUCGCCAUGUUGUGGACAAACCCCCCCGGGAACAAAAAAAUAAUAUCAAAACAGCUAGUUUUGGCCCGUCCGUGGAUGACAAAAUGACAUAAAUCGAGAUUGUAGCGGCUAUAAACUCGGCGGUCACGUGGUAAGCACACCACAUGUAGAGAUUAGUGUGCUGCCUCGCUACGCUCGGCAGCAAUAAGAAUAAAUCCGUAGAGAACCAUUUAUGCGAUAACUCAGCUUAUAUAAGACGCGUCUUAUGUAAGACGCGACUUAUUUUGUCCCGUAUAAAUGGCCCUAAUGUGGUUCCCAAACGGUGAAAUUUCAUUGGGUCAUUCCAGAAAACAUCGGAUUCCAUACCACCCCCACGGAGGAAAUAGGAAGUUAACCCCCCUACCCCCUUCAGAUAUCCUAAUAUUUUAGAAACAAUUUUUUCUCCCCUCCCCCUUCGGACGGCAGAAAUUUCCUCCGUGGGGAGAGUAUGGAUCUUUUCUGGAACGACCCAUUUCUCGAAACCUAAUUACCGGCACAAUCAGUUUUCCGAGCCUAAACAUCAAUAUCGUCAAGCAAAUUUUCCCUCAAAGAUUUUUCGAAGCGGUCGCUAUCGGUGGAUUCCGAAACCAAGAACAACAGCAGACAAUACAGAUACAAGAGCAAGUCAAAUCAACCCGGCAUACAAAGUGAAUCCUUUCCAAUCAAAGUCAGAGUUACAGCUUGGAGAAACGGAGUCCUGGGAAGCUUACCUACAGCUGGUCAACCGCACCUUGGACCAGUUUGGAACCCUUGUUUAGGCGCAAUCCAACGGACAAGUGAUAAUUAUACAUCUCAGAGAAGUGUAAAUUUUAAUAAUUUAAUUAACAUUAAGACUAAUACAAACCCCACCAUUGGAAAGUCCUCAGUCCCGUCCUUCCUCUUGUCAAAUGUAUGCCAUAUAACAAAUAAGGUAGACGAAUUAGCUGCUGUUGUAUCGAUCUAUGACCCAUCCGUGGUAAUGAUAACUGAAUCUUGGCUAAGUGAUGAUAUCGGUGAUUCCUCGGUUAAAAUCGGUAAUAAAUACAACAUAUUUCGUCGCGAUAGAAAGUCUCCUGGCGGUGGAGUGAUCGCCUACGUGAAUAAUUGUUUACCAGCAGAGCGUAUGACUCACCUCGAAGAAGAAAACAAAGAAGUGAUAUGGUUGCUGUUAAAACCCCCCAGAACCCCUAGACCUUACAGUACAAUCGUUGCUGCUGUUGUGUACUACCCUCCUGGUCAAUCCGCCGAACAAGCAAUCGAUAUGAAUGAAUACUUAACUACUUGUAUAGAUAGUCUCUUGCGCGAACGUCCUUCAUCUGGAAUUGUUAUAGCUGGGGACUUCAAUCAACUAAAAUUAAGAGAACUGUGUAACAGAUUUAAUUUAAAAAGAUCCGUAACUAAACCGACUAGAGGACACAACAUUCUUGAUCAAAUCCUUACAAAUAUGCUCCCUCUCUUUGACACUGUUAGCCAUCUCCCCCCAAUCGGACGCUCCGACCACCAAUGUCUUCUAAUCAAGCCCAUUAAAAGACAGAAAACUCCGGUUACGUCAAAAAAAAUUAGAUUGAUGAAACGAGCAAAUUUAAAUGACCUCUCCCUGAAUAUGGCUUCUGAAGAUUGGACUGCUGUAUAUUCAGCACUGGAUGUGGAUGAGAAAGUAUCAGCUUAUAACUCCAUUAUAAUCAAGAUGCUUGACGAGUUCUUACCCGAAAAAACCAUCAGAGUACAUCACUCUGAUAAACCGUGGAUCACUGGUAAUAUUAAAAUGCAAAUCAAAGCUCGUCAGAAGGCCUUUUCUCGUGGUGAUCAGCCAAGAUACAAACAACUAUGCGAGAAAGUGGAAAAUCUUAUAGCUAAAGCUAAAGCCACCUACUAUCGGUCCAAGGCCUCAGAAUUUCGUACCUCGAAUCAAUCGAAGUGGUAUAACUGUAUCUACUCUUUAGUAAAUGCCGAAAACACAACCCACACCCAAUUUCCACACGGGCCCGAAAACCUAGACUUAUCCGACUUAGCUGAAAAACUUCAGAAAGCCUUCACUAAACCAUGGUCGGACCGUUACACGAAUGUCGCCUUUGAAAUACCUGAAGUGAACCACCCACAUAAGAAUAACAAACCACCCCUUCCUUCUAUUGGCCAAGUUAAAGCGGUCUUAAAACAUCUUAAUCCAAGAAAAGCAACUGGCAUCGAUAAGGUUCCUGCAUGGAUGCUCAAACAAUACCACGAAGACCUAGCUCCUGUGGUUUAUGACAUUGUGUGCUGUAGUAUAAGUCAAUGUUGUUAUCCAUCACUCUAUAAACAUGCCCUAAUUUUCCCUGUUCCUAAGGUGCAACCGCCGAGAGACAUUAACAAUGAUUUCCGCCAGAUAUCAGUCUUACCCCAUCUUGCCAAGAUCCUGGAAAAGAUCCAGCUCCAGUUAAAUAUUGAAGACCUGAAAAUUAAGAAUAACCAGCACGCGUUUACUCAACAUCGAAGCACAGUCUCUGCGUUAAUAUCAACUACCCAAACCUGGUUUAAUGCCACUGAUUGUUCAAAAACAGGCAAAAUGGGGGUUCAUGCGGCCUUCAUUGACUUUCGUAAGGCCUUCGACCUUGUGGAUCACAAUAUUCUUUUGAACAAAUUAGCAGCUAUGAACAUAAAUAAACCCUUCUGGUUAUGGAUUAAAAGUUUCCUUUCCGGAAGAGUUCAACAAGUAAAUCUCAAUGGUACCUUAUCAUCCAUUGCAACAUGCCCGGCCGGAGUCCCGCAAGGCUCUGUAAUAUCUCCCAUUCUUUUUAAUACCUACAUUGAUGAUUUGGAAGACGCCUUACCAGAACAACUAAAAGUCAGUACGAAUAAGUAUGCAGAUGACUGCACACAACACCAAAUAGUGAGCGUAGAUUCUAAUAGUAAUUUACAACAAUCUAUCAAUGAAGUAAAUAACUGGGCGGUGUUAAAUAAAAUGGCAAUUAAUGCUAAAAAAACGAAGGACAUGUGGAUCUCGUUCACGGACGCUAUACCUGAACCACCACGUCUUCGUAUUGGAAAUGAGUUAAUAGAAAGGGUCAACGCUUUUAAAUUACUUGGCGUGUCGUUCCAAAAUAAUCUAAAAUGGAACGCACAUGUUGAAGAGAUUACACAUAAAGCAAAUAAACGCCUUUACCAUCUUAGAGAAUGCAGGAAAUCGCAGUUACCAGCUGAAGUCGGUAUUAUUACCUAUCAAUCCAAAAUAAGACCAAUUCUCGAGUAUGCAUCACCUGUCUGGGCGGGACUGCCUAAUUACCUGCGAGAUGAAAUAGAGCGGGUUCAAUCCAGGAGCUUAAGAAUCCUUGGCCUGGAAAAAGAUUACCUACCACCGCUGAAUGAAAGAAGGGAAGAGGCAACUAGUCGAGAAGUUGAUAGGUUUAUGAACGAUCCAAACCAUCCCUGUCGCAGUGUUUUGCCAAAAUUAAUUAACAAUCGGUACUAUUUAAGGAACAUUGACCGGAAUCGCAAUAUAUCAUUCUUCUCAGGAACUGAAAGGCAUAAACAUUCAUUUUCAGGUAGAGCUUGUAAAUAUGUAUAAAUAGUUUUAACUUAUUAGAAGAACUUAUUAGAUUAAAUAAUUUAUUAGUUUUAACUUCUUAGUUAGUUUUCUAAAUUAUCUUACAACAAUUUGUAAUAUAAAAACAUAUCCACAGCAUAUAUACUUUCUUAAACAAGUAAUUGUAAGUCCAUUGUACUUUUUUAUCUUAAGAUGGAUGAAUAAAGCUAUUAUUAUUAUUAUACAAAUUGCAGUACUGAUAUAUGUGGGUUAAAAACUCAAAACAAACGUUUAGCUGAGCGGGAUGCAAGGAUGGCAGUCUCCUUCACUGCCAGACUAUAAAAUUUCGGCUUUGGAGGAAAUUAACUGUUCAAAAUCUGCCCAGAAUUUUUCAAAUGUAAAAAACUGCGAAUAUUUCUGAAGAAUGAUCUGCACAAAAUGCCUUAAGUUCAUGAACAAAUAACAAAAAGCAGAUUUUUGACAAAUUAAAAACACAUUCUGACUGCAAGAUAUGGUCUGCCAUAAUUUUUUCUGUGAAAAUAUCUGACAUUUCUGCACAAUGAAAAAUAUUUCCUGUGCAUGUGUAAAAUAAAACUUUUCAGUCUUGGUCCAGAAACUCUCAUGCCUUAUGGGAAGAUCACAAUUUCUUGAGGGCCUGCAGAAUCUUGUAGGCAAAUGGCAUCAGCUGCAUAGGCCCAUUUACAUGAGACCGAAAACGAAGUCAAACUGGGACCAUUUCGUUUCGGUCAUAGUAAUAUUUAUAAUAGAUGUUUACAUGAGACCAGGACGAAAAUAAAUCAGACUGGUCUCAAGUCAUUCUGCCUGCUGGACGAAAGUGUUUAUAUCACGGUAGGAGACAGUCCUUAAAGUGCGCAUGCGCACACUACCGGACGGGACCCUAUCUUUAAAGACGAUGUCCACUCCUGUGCACAUGCGCAAACUUUGUUUACGUUUUGAACUGUUACAUUUGCAAAAAUAUGAUAUACUAACUGAAUAUCUAACACUUUUCUGGUUCGCUAUACUUGUAAAUGAAUAUAAACUAUAAGUUUCAAUUCAAAAAAGUUCGAAAGAUGCAAAAUUUGGGCAAUGUUUAUAUCUGGGGGUCCCCCUUUGUUAAUGAGCAGAACUGAUGCGCAGAACGGAGUGGACAUCAUAUCUUUAAUAAUAUUAAAGUACUGAAAGAUUUAUUGAAAUUUGAACAUUGUUGGAUCAGUAUUGGGCCAAUAUUGUUGGGUCUGUUCACCGGGUCCAUUUAAAUGACUCGAUCUUUACAUCUUCGGUGUCAUUACCAUUUCAUGAUUAAUGUGUGAUCAUUGUCACUGCAACACGCUCCCCCAACAUUUCCAAUGUUGUCCAUUUGAACGGGGCUAAUUGAUUGUACGUUGAACACGACAGACUACCACCAACAGCUGUAGACUGCAUGCAGGCUAGCUGCAGAGUAUUUAACAAAUAUAAAACAUUUUCCGUGUUGAUAUACAGUUAUAUCAACACGAGUGGAAAUUUGGAAAACGAGAAAUUGUGUGGAAACACGACGCCCGAAGGGCGGAGUGUUUUCACACAAUUUCGAGUUUUCCCAACUUCCACGAGUGUUGAUAUAACUAUAUAUCAAUACGGAAAAAAUGUUUUAUAUUUGUUUUAUAAUAUAGCAAUGCCAAAAGCUCGAAGAAUAAGAACAAUUUCCGUGUUACAAGCGUCGGAAAAUUUCCCGUGUUGACAUGGAGUUAUAUCAACACGGCUCUUAGCCAAUCAGCGUUCAGAAUUUACAAAUGCUAUAUUAUAAACAAUAUUAUUGCAUAAAAUGAUCAUGGGCGUACGGGAAGGAAAAAAUUAGGGGGGCGGAAAGAAAUUUGCCCGUCUUUUUCGGAUUGUGCCCGACCAGUGCCGUGUACCAUUUUAGGUCUCCAAAAAAUUUUCAGACAUACCAAAAUUUUUCGGAACAUCAAACAAAUUUUCCCAAACAUCGAAAAAUUUACAUAAUUUCCCGCAAAAUUGACAGAAUUUGUCCCAUUUAUUUUUAUAAUAACCCAAUAUUGCCCGACUGUGACGCGAAUAUUGCCCAACUGGCUUUGUUUGCCAAACAAACUGGGGUUAUUAUUAAGAAAGAUUUUAUUGCUUUGACUAUUUUUUGCCCGACUUUUGCCCAACUUUUGUUGAACAUUUGCCCGACUUUUCGAGUUUGUAAUCUUAUUGGGGGGGGCAGCUGCCGCCCCCCCUGCUCCCCUAUGAAAAUGAUUGUCCGCACAUCUAAUACAAUCAGACUUUUCUAACACUGAAGCGAAGGACAUAGUAUCCAAAGACAAGAAGACAGCAAUGUCCAUAUUGGAGAGGUUUCUGUUAAUUUAGCUAGGGCAAUGGGAGGGUUUAAUAUUUUAACUUAGUAGAAUAUAUGAAAAUUAUGUAUAACGGGGCAUUGAAAACUGUGCCUUGUCUGUAUUGAAGAGGUGCCCAUAUUAGAGAGGUGUCUAGCUGCAAGGUGAAGUUUGACUGCAUGUAUUUUACAAAUUUGAAGGUAUACAUGCAUGCAGGGACCGUCGCAACAAAUGUCCCCUCUGUUGUUGGUUAAUUACUAUAAGUUAUAGUAAUUAACCAACAACAGAGGGGACAUUUUUUUGGGACACCCUGUAUUACAUUAAAAGCUGUAAGUAAUAGAUUUAUUCCUUAACCUCUGAACAUGUCAUUACCAAUUUACCAAAGAUUGUCAUGCACUUUUGCACAUUAGGAGUUAUUACGGCUUGAGUGUUGCAUUUCCUGAACUCUGUUCAGUUGCUGAGCGAAGUGAUCAAAAUGACAAUAAAAAACCCAACAUCAAACAUGUUCAUGGGUUAUUCAUUAUUAAUUAUAUUCAAACUAGAAUUCACAUGAUAUAUAUUUUACAUUGAAAUGCUCUAAAACAGUACUACAGGCUUUUUUUCAGGAUUUUCUCUUGGGUCCGUUUUUGCAGAGAAGAUUGAGUUUAGCUGAACAGCUGGGGUGGCUGCAAUCCCCCCCCCCCCUGACACCUGUACUCAAUAAAUGUAGUUGAGAUGCAAAGUGUUAAAGCAGGGGCACUAAGGGACCAUUCAUUAUUUAUGACCGGGGGUGGGCUGGCAAAAUUCAAUUAACAACUAAACAAAAUGUCCUGCCCCACCUCCUGCAUUACAAAAAAAUUCAAUGACCCCCUUCACACGAGUUCUAAAAAAUAUUAACCCCCCCCCACCACCACCACCACCGACAAUAUAAUAAAUGGACAGUACUGUAUAGAAAUGAGCUGUUUAAACUUGUUGUCAAAGGCAUCAGAUCUUUAAUUUACAUGAGCUUUCAACAGUUAAUAUGUAUGCCCAUUUAACCCAUUAAUUAAGCUGCAGAGUUUUCUGUCACAACGAGUAAAAUCGUCUGGCAUUAAACAAGUAAAAAAAUAAGUAGGGUGCAAUGGGUUAACUAGAGACAUUGUCAGAUUUUUUGUUAAUCCAUUAAGCUGCAGAGUGCCGAAGAGGCUAAAGUUAUACCACUUUAAAGUUAUACCAUACAAAGAGUAUAGUAACUAGUAAACUGUAGAGUGUAGUUUGCUCCAAACGUAAAAAGUUGCUCAAAAGUUGCUGAGCACAAUCGGGACAUGCCUAGCAGAGCUUAUCCGUUGACGAGUAAAAUCAGGUCAGGAGUUUAGGGUAGCUGAAAGCAAGGGCCAAAGGCCUGAGGAAAUGUUUAAAUUUAGAGUCUCUGAAAUGCCAUUUCCUGGACUUUGCAGAAGAUUUGACAGAAUUCUGAUGGGCAGAAAACAGCAUAUUAGUGUGUCAAAAUUUACAAUUUAGUAGUACUAAAUGGGUGAGGGCGUAUUUAAUUAACUAUAUGUUGGAUAAGUUGCAGGAAAGUAUGAGAAAUAUCUUCAUUCUUUGCAUAGUAUAGUUUAGUAUAGUAUGGUAUAGUAGAACUUUAUUUAACCACGCUUCCCUCAUCACCCAUGGAUGAUUUUCAUGAGGGGCGUCACACAAAUUACAUUCUAAAAACUAGUAUAAAUGCUAGUACUACUAUGAAAAUUACUAUGAAAUAGAAUAACACAGAAUAGCAAAUACGUAGAUAAAAUGUUAAAAAACCAAGACUAUUCGAUGCCUGACUCUGUUGCACACAUUAUUUUAUAUAAUUUUUGAAGCUACUUAAAGAUUCUGUUUGCUUUGCCUGCGUAUAGGUAAACUAUUCCAUAGAACAGCCCCGCGCUAUAUCCAAAACUCUUUGCUGCUAUUAGGUAUAUAAUUUAAAUGAUAAAGGCUGCAUGAUUUUGGAAAAAAGAAUGAUUAUUAGCAAAUGAUUGGGAGGAGCUGCAGCUCCCCCCCCCCCCGGUUGCUACGGCCCCUGGGUUAGGAGUAGGGUUAGGGUAUACAUACUACGUCAAUGAACUACAAAGACCGCUAAACAGCUAGUGACUUGGACAUUUGACUCGGGCUCGGAUUUGACUCGGACUUGACACGGUAAACCAACAAACUCUUUACUAAAUUAAACCAUGAAUAAAAUACCUAGUAUAAACUAGUGUAUAUAGUGUAUGCCAAACUUUCCCUGGACGUAAUGUUGCUACAUCCAGGUGAUCUCGUGUUCGUAUUUUAGCCAAUCAGCGCUCAGAAAGGGUUGUCCGAAUAGAAAUCCAUUUUGAUGUAUUCAGUCAAUUAUAUCUUUCGUUAUUACCUCCGCCAGGAGGUUAUGUAAUCAUCUGGGUUUGUAUGUGUGUGUGUGUGUGUGUGUGUAUGUGUGUGUGUAUGUGUGUGUGUGUGUGUAUGUGUGUGUGUAUGUGUGUGUGUGUGUAUGUGUGUGUGUUUGUCUGUGAGCACGAUAACUCAAGAAAUACCAAACAUAUCCGUACGAAAUUUUUUGAAUGCAUUUCCCAUCGGCUAAGGAAGAACUGAUUAAAAUUUGGUUGAAUUUGGUUAAAAAUUGAACGAGAAAUGAACAAAAUUUUGUCUUGCUUUUCCCGGUCAAUUAACAAAAAAUAUUACUGAAUGCGUAAUUAGGACAUGUAUAAUUUAUGCACUCAGUGCUAAGACAAUAAUGAGAUGAUAAACCUCAUUAAGCUUCGGCCUCAUUAUCUAUUGUCUUAGUUGCAUUUCACGCGACCGAAAUUCAAUGUCUAAAACAAGGCUUACGGAGUUACGCAUUAUUACGUUCAGCAAAGUGCCAGUCCAUUCAAAUUCUAACAACAUUAGAUUACUUCAAUACAGGGUGUAUAAAAAGAACGCAACCUCGGAAUUUCCCAAGAAAUCGACAUUGUUUUAAAGACAAAAGAUUUUAGCUGCCUGGGAAUUUAAAAUAGCACAACUGUGAAAAUUACUGCACGCGCGAGUGCAUAAAGCAAAAUUUAUGAUUACAUGACACUUAAUAAGUUUUUAUUUUACAAGUACUGUACAGCACAACAACAGUAAUAUGUUCUAUUAGCAAUUCGAUUUCAAUUCGCGGGGGCCUGAAAUCUUUUAUGCUUAAGAAUUAUAAAGUGGAUUUCUUAGGAAAUUCCAAGGUUGCCUUUCACUUCCGAGUAACGGGCGGAGGUAUGCAGUCUCUGAGUGCCCUCUAGUUCUUUAUGAAACUAGUUGAAAUUUUGUAAUUAUGUUUGGUUAUGAGAACUAUAGCUCUGACAAAAAUUUGGAAUCAAAAUAAAGUAUAUUACAGGAGAUAUUCAGUUGUUUUAAUCAUAAAAUGGAUUUCUAUUUGACAACUAGUGCCAGUACUUUUCCGCGUAUCAAGAUCACCUGGAUCGCUUACUCGUUAAUUAUCUUUCUUUGCUUAAAAUGUACAUAAUUGAAAUAUUACAAAAAUUUAUGGCAAGUUUAUGGCAAAAGUUGUAAGGUAGAUGUUCGAUUAUUUUUUCACAAUAUCAGCUGUGCGCAUUGCAUUUUGGGUAUUUGUGCAUUGCAUUUUGGGUCUAUCUGUUGAUUAAAAUUGAGAAUUUUGCUAGUUAUACUUGAAUUAAAUUUGCAGCCUUGCUCACUCCCUGUGGUAGCAAUAAUCGUUACAUGUCAAAUGUUUCCCCACUAUAAUUCACAAUAAUAAAUAACUGGACCCCCCUUCUGAACCAAUAUUUUUAGGUGGCUCCCCUUUUCGGUAAAAAAUACCUCAUGACCCACCCCUUUUUUUUUGCCAGCCUACCCCCAGUCAUAAAUAAUGAAUGGUCCCUAAGGGACACUAUAAACUGGUCAAAGAUGGCGAAUGCAUAGUUUUUCUUGUGUUGUGAGAUGAAUUCCAGCCAUUUUUUCUUAAUUGUCGGGUUUCCAACUGAAAACUAAUUUCCACACGUCACGAAUUUAACUCAAACAACUUCAUUUUUACUACACUGAAACUUUUGAUGAGAAGAUUGAGUUUCAAAACUCAAUUCAAGAUUGAGUUUUUGGGGGCCGUUUUACGGCCCUAAAAAAUCCCUGAAAAAAACCCCUGUACUAGUAUUCCAAAGGUCGUAGGUUCGAUUCCCACCGUGGCCAUUUGGGCUAGUAUUCCAAAGGUCGUAGGUUUGAUUCCCACCGUGGCCAGACAUAUUUUUCAAGCUUGCCCGGUGUGGAUACACACUCAGAGUAACAUCACAAACAUCAUAUCCACCUGAGCACACAAAAUCGCUCUAAAACAGUUUUACCCAGUAAAGGAUAUCAGCAAUAAUUAAUGUUAUAUGGAUGCAGACUUGCGGAGGAAGUGGAUUAUUAAUCCUUUAAGUAGCAAUGCACCCUACUUUAAAGUAUUUUACUCUGACUAACGCCAGACAAUUUUACUCGUCAAGUGGAGAGUGCAUGUGCUGCCACUCAAUGGGUUAAAUAUUUAUUUAGAUGUUUCCAGAUGAUACACCACUUUGAACCGCAUUUCAGCUAAAAUAAGUAAAUAACAGGGGGUAGUUUAAAACCCUCGAGUUAUUUGUUAGUCUAUUAAGUAUAAAAGUAUUUCCUUUGUAUGACAGCACUCGCCCCUACACAUCAGACGAAGGGUAUAAAAUUCCAAUAAUCCAAUUAGGCAGCACCUUGUAGAGCUGUGCAAACUUCGAUUUUUUUUAGCUUCGGCUCCAGCAGUCAAAACUCUGGCUCCUGCUUUGGCUGCAAAAGGGGAAGCAGGCGAAAGUAUUUCAGUGUAAUUUCAGAAUUUAUUUUAUUCCUUUUUGAGCUUUCUCCUUUACUUAUCAAAUAUAUGUGCUUCAGUUCUUGUUUAAACAAUGUUUUGUAGAAAGUAAAACCGCACGGCAGCAUGGUAUUUUCGCCCAAAAUGGUAUUUUCGCCGGGUCAGCGGAUUUUUGUAUCAAAAGCGAUACCGGGUCAGCGGAUUUCGCCGGGUCAGCGGAUUUCGCCGGGUCAGCGGAUUUUUGUAUCAAAAGCGAUAGCAAUGCAAUUGCAGAAUUUUCAAAACCACAAAUCAGAGCAAGUAAUUAAACUUUAUAGUAACUUCAAAUCAUUCAACUUAAUUUUUCCAUUACCAAAAGUUUAUUGAAAUAUGAAAUAAUAGUUUUCCAACUCCGGCUCAGGCAAAAUAUGCCGGGGCUCCGGUGCACAGCUCUAGCACCUUGACAUGCAAAUAUCACCAUAAUCAUACCGCAAUAAGUGCCCACUUUCUCUUCCGUUAACUCAGACGUGCAUGUCUGAUCAUUGGAUUCUGUACUAUACUGUUAACAGUCCAUUUUCCCCGCACCUUACAUUCGUAAUGUUGUAUUUACAGUGUGACUGAAUCCUGAUGACUUCAAACACACAAGGUAAUAUGCAAGCAUGACUUUUAUAUUUAACAAUUAUUCGCCGAAGGCGAGGUGAUUAUCGGAGAAUAUUCACCGAGACAAAGUCGAGGUGAUUAUUACCCGGUAAUUACCGAGCAGGCGAGCCUAAGGCGAGUAUUUUUACACAAGUAGUUGGAAUUCUGGAAUCUUUUAUAUUAAACCAAAACAUUUAUCUUACCAUGAUGCAACAUAUUAAUCUUAAUAUAUUUGCAUUGGAAAAUCAGGCAUUCACGUAAAAUGUCUUAUAUUUGCCAAUAUCUUUUCGCAUGAUUUUUUGACUGACAUUUCCUUGAAAUAAUUAGUAGCCUAAAAGGUUGUGAAACGAGCAGGGCUGCAAAUAAAUAUUUGACUUGACAGGACAUUUGUCCGAUCACUUCUAAUUUUGGUCGGACAUAACUUGAAUUUGGUCGGACAAAAACCAACACCACUAAAUUUGGUCGGACAUAUAUAGUAUACGUCACAAGAUAUACAUAAGUCACGAGACAAGUAUGUAUAGCCAUUCCGGCGCAACGUUAAGUAAAAUGCUAGAAUGCCUCGCAAAUUUUAUUGCAAAAUGCAAAUUGAGUGAAUUUGCAAUCGGAUUUUGUCACAGCAAAAAAAUGUAUAGUGUGACAAAUUUUUUUUGUGAUCGGACCAAUGUCCAAUCAAAAUUACUUUUGCUCGGACAUUUGUCAAAUUUAGUCAGAUAUUUAUGAUGUCCAACAGUAAUUUGCAGCCCUGAACGAGUGUCCUUGUAGCAGGAAACAUUCAGUAAUUGUUUGAAUAUUUGAUAAUCGAUUAGACGACGCACAUAUCACCGUAUCCUGUACAACAGAAUAUCCUGCUUACAAACUUGACAAGGCAUCAAAAUGCUGGGGUUUGGUAACGUUAAAGGCCUCGGAUUAUGAACCUGAGGAAUCAAAAAGACCAACAUUGGAUAUUGUUGCCGUAAUUGACAGGAGUGGGUCUAUGAAGGGAGAAAAAUUGUUUCUAGUCAAGAAAUCGCUGAAAUUCUUGGUUCAAAACUGUAUGUAUACGUUCAACAAUCAUGAUAAAAGACGUUUUAUUUCCCUUGAAUCCUCUAUAAACCCAAAGAGCAAUGCUGUUUGGAGUAUUUGCGAAUUACGGUAUACGUAUAAGCUUUCGUUUCGAAAGUUUAUUUGCGGUAUUUAGUGGUAUCCGAUUGUUACUGUGUAUCUAAGUUUCAUCCAGAAGAUUCAUAUGAGUAAUCAUAUUGUCAAGCGUGUAGAAAUCCUAAGGAUUCACUGAGAACGUCUGGUUCUUUAUAAAAUGUUAACGAGAACAUCGUUGCGAGUCCGGUGGCAAUGAUGCAAAAUUAAUACUUUAUGCAUAUACGUUUAUGCAUACGAAAUUUGAAGAUUCUAUUUUCACUUUUUGUUCAUAUUUCAGAGACCAAUUACCGUUUAAGUGCGCCAUAUUAUAUUUAAAAUAUAUACCGGGUGUUCAAAAAAACAAACUGGACACUGUUUCAUUUCAUGUAACGUAAAAGCUAUGCAAGCCAUCGCUAUGAAGUAAAAAUCAUUGCAUUCAGAAAGGACUAACUUAGAUUGGGAUAUACUGUAUAGAACUUGAAUUCACAUGCAAUAUUGACUGCGCUCAGUGGCGGAAAUCUUGGUGGGGCGGGGGGGCGGUUGCCUCCCCCCCACCUUCAGGGAAAAUUGACGAAUGUUCGGAAAUUUUGACCUAAAAGAGGGCUAAAAACAGUCUUUUCGAGUGCCAGGGGAAAGUAAGUCGGAAAUUUGAAGGUUUUGUCGGAAAUUUAGGGGACUUUGCCCCCCCCCCCCGGAAAAUGUGAAUUUCCGUCACUGACUGCGCUAUUGAUGUUUGAACGUUAAACUACUGUUUUUGAAAAAGUCAAAAAUGAGGAUAAAACAACCUUAUAAUUAGCCAAUUUUUACCUAGUUUUCACCAAUUCCUAAAACGCAUUCAAAUUCAAACAGCUGUAUCUCGCUCAAUAUUGCAUGUAAAUUCAAGUGUUAUAUAUCCAAAUCUAAGUUAGUCUAUUCUGAAUGCAAUGAUCUUUAUUUCAUUGCGAUAGCUUUUAUAGCUUUUUACGUUACAUGAAAUCAAACAUUGUCCAGUUUUUUUUAUACGUAAUUACGUAUAUUCACCUUGUGAGGAUUGAAAAUUGUUUGUUUUGCUAUUUUUUUACUAGUAUGUGCUUAAGGAAUCAGGAAUGGACACGAAUUAUUGUUCAAAUUAAAUAAUUAUUUAUACACUGCACUGUAAAUUUGAUUUUCGGGUACUCAGUUUCUUGGAUUUCAAAACAAUUAACGCACGUCGCUGAUGAAAGUUGGUACACUUUGUUUUCAAAACGUUUGUGUCUCUUUAUUUUUUACCUGGUUUAAAUGUCUCUCUUUUUAUCUGCCAUUUGACCUUUUCUGUUUUCAUACUUUUGUACUUAUUUUGACACGUCAACUUCGUUAAUAUACUUUAAUAUCUGUAUAUAAGACGGGUCAAGACAGACGUCUUCCUGCAUUGGCAGAUCUACACCAUGAUCACAUGCCAGGUAUUUCACUUUCUCGGUUGCUAGGCCACCCCAUCAAGAUCGCAUAAUAGUUCUUCACCACUAUCAACAACAGAUGUUUCAGUUCGUUCUUCCUGGAUUUGUAGGUCACCAUCAUGAUCAUACAAGACUUCUUCACCACUAUCAACAACAGAUAUUUCAGUUCGUUCUUCUUCCUGGAUUGGUAGGUCACCAUCAUGAUCACACAAGACUUCUUCACCACCAUCAACAACAGAUAUUUCAGUUCGUUCUUCUUCCUGGAUUUGUAGGCCACAAUCAUGAUCACACAAUACUUCUUCACCACUAUCAACAACAGAUAUUUCAGUUCGUUCUUCCCGGAUUUGUAGGUCACCAUCAUGAUCACACAAGACUUCUUCACCACUAUCAACAACAGAUAUUUCAGUUCGUUCUUCUUCCCGGAUUUGUAGGUCACCAUCAUGAUCGCACAAUAGUUCUUCACCACUAUCAACAACAGAUAUUUCAGUUCGUUCUUCUUCCGGGAUUGGUAGGCCAGCAUCAUUAUCACACAAUACUUCUUCACCACUAUCAACAACAGAUAUUUCAGUUCGUUCUUCUUCCCGGAUUGGUAGGUCACCAUCAUGAUCGCACAAUACUUCUUCACCACUAUCAACAACAGAUAUUUCAGUUCGUUCUUCUUCCCGGAUUGGUAGGCCAGCAUCAUGAUCACACAAUAGUUCUUCACCACUAUCAACAACAGAUAUUUCAGUUCGUUCUUCUUCCUGGAUUGGUAGGCCAGCAUCAUUAUCACACAAUACUUCUUCACCACUAUCAACAACAGAUAUUUCAGUUCGUUCUUCUUCCCGGAUUGGUAGGUCACCAUCAUGAUCGCACAAUAGUUCUUCACCACUAUCAACAACAGAUAUUUCAAUUCGUUCUUCUUCCCGGAUUGGUAGGCCAGCAUCAUUAUCACACAAUACUUCUUCACCACUAUCAACAACAGAUAUUUCAGUUCGUUCUUCUUCCCGGAUUUGUAGGUCACCAUCAUGAUCGCACAAUAGUUCUUCACCACUAUCAACAACAGAUAUUUCAGUUCGUUCUUCUUCCGGGAUUGGUAGGUCACCAUCAUGAUCACACAAUAGUACUUCACCACUAUCAACAACAUAUAUUUCAGUUCGUUCUUCUUCCCGGAUUUGUAGGUCGCCAGAAAUUUCAGUUCGUUCUUCCCGGAUUUGUAGGUCACCAUCAUGAUCACACAAUACUUCUUCACCACUAUCAACAACAGAUAUUUUAGUUCGUUCUUCUUCCGGGAUUGGUAGGCCAGCAUCAUUAUCACACAAUACUUCUUCACCACUAUCAACAACAGAUAUUUCAGUUCGUUCUUCUUCCCGGAUUUGUAGGUCACCAUGAUCACACAAUACUUCUUCACCACUAUCAACAACAGAUAUUUCAGUUCGUUCUUCUUCCCGGAUUUGUAGGUCACCAUCAUGAUCACACAAUACUUCUUCACCACUAUCAACAACAGAUAUUUCAGUUCGUUCUUCUUCCCGGAUUUGUAGGUCACCAUCAUGAUCACACAAUACUUCUUCACCACUAUCAACAACGGAUAUUUCAGUUCGUUCUUCUUCCUGGAUUUGUAGGUCACCAUCAUGAUCACACAAUACUUCUUCACCACUAUCAACAACAGAUAUUUCAGUUCGUUCUUCUUCCUGGAUUUGUAGGUCACCAUCAUGAUCACACAAUACUUCUUCACCACUAUCAACAACAGAUAUUUCAGUUCGUUCUCCUUCCUGGAUUUGUAGGCCACCAUGAUCACACAAGACUUCUUCACCACUAUCAACAACAGAUAUUUCAGUUCGUUCUUCUUCCUGGAUUGGUAGGCCACCAUCAAGAUCGCAUAAUAGUUCUUCACCACUAUCAACAACAGAUAUUUCAGUUCGUUCUCCUUCCUGGAUUUGUAGGCCACCAUCAUGAUCACACAAGACUUCUUCACCACUAUCAACAACGGAUAUUUCAGUUCGUUCUUCUUCCUGGAUUGGUGGGUCACCAUCAUGAUCACACAAUACUUCUUCACCACUUUCAACAACGGAUAUUUCAGUUCGUUCUCCUUCCUGAAUUGGUGGGCCACCAUCAUGGUCACACAAUAGUGUUAUAUUUUUGUAUCUUUAAUUCGGACUAUAUUUAAUAUGAAGUAUUUAAUGUGAACUAUAUUCAACUGUCUUGUCUGUCCGCCAUUUUAAUACACACAUGCAAAACGUUCUUGUCCAUGAGGGGUCUGGAACCUAGUGAUGAGAUCACUACAUCACCCCCUUUUUUUAACUAAAAACUAACAAAUUAACUUAUAAAAGUAAAAGUAUGCACGUUGUCUCAUGUUUUAUGGACAUUUCAUAGAUUAAUUGUACUUGUCAACGAAUGAUUGACAAGGUAAUCUGGUUUCCAAAUAGUUCUGUUGGUAUAUGGUGUCUUGUCGACUGCCUUCGCGACACUACUGGAUGUUUUAUGUAAAUAUUUUGAGUUUGUAUUUGUGGCUAGCAGUGCCGUUAGAAGCAAAUAUUUGUUGUUGGGGGCCUCAACCAAGGGGGGUCUUGAGGCAUUUUCUCCCGGAGAUAAUUUUGAGUUUUCGAAGCCUCGGAAGAACGGUUUCCGUGAGAGGAAUUUUGAUCAGAGUAGUGACGUUUUUGCAUUUAAAAAUUCAAGAUUUUGUAUACGCAUUUUAGGCCUUUUUACAACAUCAUCCCCAAGUUCUGAAACAACGUUCGCUCUUUAUACAAUUGUAGUAACUGCCUGUGCAAGAAAGUAAUCGAGUAUUCAAGUGUGCAAUGAAGUACAAUCCUGAUGACGGAAUUAUCCCUAGCCCAAUAAUAACCGAAAAUGAAAGUAAUAGCAAAUAACACUUCAUCUCGAUUAUGAUUCUGUGUUAGAUGUUAGUUAAAUCACAGUUAAGGUUAAAUUAGGUGAAACGUGUUUGCACGCACAACUGGCCUGUUAUCGUAUAAUUGAUGAGUUAGUUGCAUAGCAACGAUAAAUCUCAGCUCGUGCAAAAAAAUGCGCCAUGAAGCGUUGAAAAUGUUGGAUUUUUUGAUGAAAUAUUUUAAAAUUAAUUUAUUCCUACCUUUCUGCUAUUCAAGCUCCGACUGUGUUUUGAAUUCUUUCAACUUUGCUUUAUUUUUUCUCUUCUUGUUCGUGCUCUCCAUGAAGGAAUCAAGACUUCGAUGAAAAAAGAUCUUGAUUCUCUCAAUGAGUGCUCGAAUAAGUCUUAUUAUCACCGUGGAUUUUGACUUUAAGUAGUUCGCGAAAAAAAACUGAACCUUGCAGGAAUGUACGAUAUGACGUUUUACCUCUCGCAUGCAGCCAACGUCCAUCCCUUAGCAUGCAGUCAGCCAAUUAUGACAAAGUCGAUUAUUACGUCAAAGCUUUUUAUGUGAUAAUGGUAAUUAAUUAUUAUGACGCAAUUUAAUUAUGCUUCCACAGGACUAACUUCGCAAUUUUUUCACGGAAAUGACAUCAGAAAGGCAUGCCAACAGAAUGUCGUGAUAUACGCACGAAAAUUCGCACAGCAGUACUUUCUGAAACACGUUACCCGUGACUGUACAAAUGAUGAUAAAGUUUUCAAAAAGUGAGAACAUGAAUCGGUCAAUUGAGACAAAGAUCAUGAACAAUUACAUUUCAUUAUCACAAUUAAUAAUAUACUGCAUGGAAAAAAUUUCGCCAUUUCCGGACGGCGUUCGUGAAAAACGUCGCUUGUUCGUGUUUGUAUCAUGUUGUAUAAAUAACUACCUGAAAAAGAUAUCUAUCGUUUCCAGGCAGUUACAACAAAACGAAGACGGCUAUUAACAGCUUAUUAUUGAAUACUGGCUACACGAAACCCCAUGCACGUGAAUUGAAAUUGUUGGUUUCAGUUAGUCCAAAAACCAUGCCAGGAUAUAUUUAUAUCUUACAGACGCAUAUAUGUAUUGUUUGUUAAUAGGUCUCCCGAAAAGGUUGCGUGGCAUCAUUAUUUUCCCAAUGUAUAUUAUUUCACCAAGGUUGGCAAGAAAAGAUGCGGGGUGACGGUUGCCAACCCGACGUCACAAGAUAAAGCUCUCUGAUUGGCUGGCUGAACGCUGGCAGAAAUCUUGGUCAAUCAGAGUUUUAUUUUGUGACGUCGGACCAGCAGCUGUGAUCCCGCAUAAUUUUGAAAAAAAAUGACUACAUUGAGUAAAAAGUUUGAUGAAUUUUCGCAAAAUGCAAUGUAGGAGUGUUCAAGUUAUGUCUGAUCAUGAGUUUAUAAUGUUUUUUAAUAACUUUCGAUGGAUGUGUAUAUAUAUGCGAGUUUUUCGUGAUUUAGUGUUUGUAUACAGUUUUUUAAAAAUAAAAGACCUUUUCGGGAGACCUAUGAUUUGCUUACAGAUUUUGGGUUAGUGAAAUUAUUUUAUACAUUUAUUUUCUUUUUCUGUCACAGUACUGGAAAAAGACCGGCUGAGCGUAGUUACAUACGACACUGGUGUCACAGUUGAUUUUCAUCUUCUGGCAAUGAACAAAGACAACAAGAAAUUUGCAGAAAGCAAAAUCGAGUUAAUUCAACCUGGAUCAAGUACCAAUCUCUGCGGUGGUUUACUACAAGGUCUUUGCACAAUCCUUGACAGAGGAGAAACCAAAACUGAUGUGGCGUCCGUGUUGCUGUUUACUGAUGGCCUUGCUAAUCACGGUAAUUAAAGACCAGUUACAAUCGAAGAUGAAUAAGGCUAAUCCUCUAUAAAGUGCCCAAAGGCUUUUAUUUGGCAUUAUUUUAGAGGGACUAUUAGAUAUAUACUUAGCAGUUAACAAUUAACAAGAAACAUAUAUUUCGAGGAAUGGAAGCAGUGCACAUAUAUUUUUUUGUUGUGAAGAGGAGUAGAAGAGGAAGAGGAGUAGAAGAGAGGGACUCUAUAUCUUAAUAUUAAAUGUAGUAUUACAAUAACAGUACGUGAUAUUUGAAAAUUUUGCCAAACAUGUAGGCCUACGAGCCGCAUGACAAUUAAUACUAGUAACUGGUAUCUGGUCCUUCAUCGCACAAAUAAUAUCACCUGUUUACUUGUUUAACAUUUCAUAAUUGCAUUUUUGAUCACUCAACAGUGGAUUUAAAAAGUUGUUUUUACGCUACGAAACAAAAAUUAUAUCUAUUGGAAAAUUGACAGAGAGCUAACGUUAAUAGCCAAAAAUUAUUGAUAUUUUUUAUCUCCGUUGUAUCAUCAUUUUGAAUAGUAUAGUAUUAUUAGUUUCCACUCAAUGGAGUUUACAACAAAUUACUCUUAUUUUGUUUUUAUUAUUUCUUUACCAUGAAGGAAUCACACGCAAAGAAGAAAUUAUUAAAGCCAUGAAAAAUCCAAAGAAAUAUUUAAAGGAAUCUUACUUUGAGAUGACACAUUUUGAUAUGAUGAUGCAAUAUCAGAACAAUUCCACUCCAGCAGUCUCAUACGGCAAUAUAUCAUCUGGAGCACCUCCGAAUAGAUACCAGCCUGGAGCAUCUCAAGGGUCUUUUCUCUCUCGGAGCUUACGAAGAGUUGUUAAUUAUUUCACACAAUCAACAACAGAACAAGCUCCGGCACAAAACGUGUGUGAAGACGAAGAAGAUGAACAAGGAAAUGCAAUAAUUUUACAGCAAAACAUCGCACCUGAAGCUGCACAAAACAUACAAGUUCAACAGGCCUUGCAAGAACCCACACAUAAUGUCCAACAGCUUGCAGAAACUGCAGUACAGCCAGAUCCCGAACACGCUUUACAGCCAGAUCCCAAACAGGCUAUACAGCCAGAUCCCGAACAGGCUUUACAGCCAGAUCCCGAACAGGCUUUACAGCUAGAUCCCGAACAGGCUUUACAGCCAGAUCCCGAACAGGCUUUACAACCAGAUCCUGAACAGGCUUUACAGCCACAUCCCGAACAGGCUUUACAACAGUCACCAGAAAUAUUAGAACAACCCGCACAAGACACACAACAGGUAGUGCAGGCGGAAGAAGCCUUGCAACAAGCUACUCAGGUUACAGAAGCAGCGCCGCCAGAAACGAACGAGGCAGUGAAUGAGGAGAAGAAGGUAGUGUAUUGUAGAUCAGAGAAUUUCGAGAUCCAUACCUUAUAUUUUAAAUAUAUAUAUAUUUUAUAUAUUUUAAAUAUAUAUAUAUAUAUAUAUAUAUAUAUAUAUAUAUAUAUAUAUAUAUAUAUAUAUAUAUAUAUAUAUAUAUAUAUAUAUAUAUAUACGCUAAUUCCUUAAACUCUAAAACCUUAAACUUUAAACUCUAAGCGCGCAAAGCAUAAUGGGAGCACAAUUUAAGCAGUUUAGAAAGCAUAUAUGGAGUCCAUUUCUUGGAGACAUAAUAAAAAUCUCCCUGCAAAAACAUUUCACUGACAAACAGCUGCAAUAAUCAACUACUAAGCUUGAAAUCAGUGCUCCCAUCAUGCUUUGCGCGCUUAGGGUUUAAGGUUUAAGGUUUUAAAGUUUAAGGUUUGCGAAGGACAACCUUUAUUGAAUUAGCUGUAUAUAUAUAUAUAUAUAUAUAUAUAUAUAUAUAUAUAUAUAUAUAUAUAUAUAUAUAUAUAUAUAUAUAUAUAUAUAUAUAUAUAUAUAUUUAUAAUAUAGUCAUCCAUCGUAUAUGAGCUGUUCUGCAAUCUGAUUGGUUGAAUUACUCGCCGUAUAUCAGCUCAUAUACGGCGAGUAGCGAAAAACAAGAUGGCGGUCCAAAAACUACAUGAGUUUUGCGAAGCAGAAAAAGGAAAAUAUUCGCUUUGAGAAACAUAAUAGUACAGGGAAAAACUCUCAAAAAAAAUUGACAGGUUAGCAAAAUACAUUUAUUACGUAGAAAUUAGUUUAAAUAAAGUUUUUUAAAGAAUUAAUACCGAAACAACAGCGAAAAAACAUGUUCAUUGAGAAUAUAAAUUGUUCAGAAAAGUUUGCCGAUGAACGACAAAUGAAUUUGCAGUCAACAAGCACUUACUAUAGUACCAAACAUCUGCAUAAUAUAUCUGAGCUUUCCUGUUAGAUAUAGAGGAUCUAAAACCAUUUCUUUCACUUCGUCUUCGAGUUGUAAUACAAAAGUAUUUCACAUUUUCAAGCGGUUUUUGGCCGAACAAAUUGUCAACACAUUGUAACAGUGAAUAAUUAAUUACUGCUUCAGUUAAUGGCUAUAUUAGACUAUAUUAUAAAACAAUUAUACCAUUCGCUCUCGUCGUAUAUGGCUGAUAGCCGACUCGGUGCUACGCACCUCGUCGGCUAUCAGCUCAUAUACGACUCGAGCUCAUGGCAUAAUUGUUAAUUAUAUAUAUAUAUAUAUAUAUAUAUAUAUAUAUAUAUAUAUAUAUAUAUAUAUAUAUAUAUAUAUAUAUAUAUAUAUAUAUAUAUAUAUAUAUAUAUAUAUAUAUAUAUAUAUAUAUAUAUAUAUAUAUAAUGAAACAGGGGCGAUUAAAUUCCAUUUUACACUAUAUCAGUUGUGUUGACCUGUAUGCAUAAUUUGAUCAAGCUUACUUUUUAUUUAGGCCACAUGAAGUUUUUCACUUAAAUUAAUUCACUAUUUUUUACGAGAACAUCUUGUAUACGUGGCAUUUUGCUACAUAACUUUCAUACCAUUUGUAUCAUAUAGCUUGUCUAUGUAUAUAUGUAUAUAUAGAGAGAGAGUUCAUGUCGAUACUGAAUUAUAAAAUUGUAUUUUAUCUUUCAAUUAGCCCUAUUCACAUUAGAGACGGACAAGUCAUCUAGACGAACAAAUCGUCUCUCAAAAAUCGUCUUCACAGACGGACAAGUAGUCGAACAAAUUCAGACGACUUGUUCGUCUAAAAUUUUGUCCGACACGUUUUCACAUCUGAUGAUUUGUCCGACUAAAAGACGAUUUUGAGACGAUUUGUUCGUCUAGACGACUUGUUCGUCUUCUAAUGUGAAAACGGCUAAUGCAUGCAAUGCUCACUUCCCUCGUGGUUGUUUGAGCACUCUGGCCCCAUUACACUCUGCGCAUGUCUGGAUGCGUUGAUGUCAUCGUGUUGUACUACAUGCCUUGGUGAGAGCAAGUUCAUGUAAUAUAAAUACGAAUGUCUCACGUAUCUAGACGUGUACGAAGCUGCACUGACGAGGCGUAGAACGCCGAAACAUGCAAGCUCAGUUGGUUUAUUGGUUAGAGCGCUCACAGGGCCGCAGGUUCGAUAGAGGGCUUACAGUUGCAUUUUUCGCAGCUAAUUUUCCUGUUUAGGUCUAAAAUUGUAUAUAUAAUGUAAUUUUCCGAUCGAAAUUUUCAUCAACAAAAACCCUCAACUAUAUGCAGUAGAUCAGAACUAUAUUGUGUUGAAGAUCUUGAAAUGCGCACAAAUUUCUUUAGGACGGAAAUUGUAGGUACAUGCAGACUACGUAAUUUUAUUGCUUGUUUUGCUCCAUCUUAAGUAUAGUAGAAUAAUUAAACAUGAAAGCCGUAAUAGUAUGAUUUCGAGUGCAAUGGGCCAGAAAAAAAUAUGAACGAGCGAGCUUUUCAAAGGCGAUCAAAAUUGCACGAGUCUAAUUUGCUCAUUCAUUUGACCGAAUCAGCAUCUGAAUUACCUUUUUGGCAUGCACUCUAUUUCAAUACAAUCGCGCUAUAUAUGAUCUUAGCAAUAUAAUUUUUAUAAUUGUGAUACAGGACAAGAAGAAUAUUGAAGCUUCUGUGUACACGUUUGGUUUUGGAAGCGAUCAUGAUCCUGACCUGUUGAAAGCCAUUAGUGAUGCAGCAAAUGGAAUGUAUUAUUUUAUUGAAAACGAGGAACAGGUUCGUCCAACCAUUAAAUAGGCAAGCACUUCAUAACAGAACUGUCCUACCUCUUUUCCCCACCUCCAAUACACUCUUCCAGAAAGUAUACGUCACUUUGGGAAGAGUUUAUUUCGCUUGCCUCAGAGUGACAAAUCUCAGGGGCGUAGGAAGGCAGGAAGAAUCCAAAAAUGGGGGGGACCGGCUUCCAGGGGCACUUUUGGAUAUUGAAAAGGGUACCUAAAAAUUUUUUCCCGGACAAUUUUCCCGUCAUACCAUACCGAAAUUGCAUGUUUUUGACCAAAUGUUUUUUUAAAACAUCGAAAUUUCCAAACAAAAAGGGCACCUUUGAUUGUUAAUUUAGUAUUUACAGCAACAUUAGCUUGUACAAAAAGGGCACUUUUCAUCACAAAAAAGGGCAGUUUGGUCCUUUGAAAAAUUUCGGGGGGACGUGCCCCCCCCCCCCCGUUCCUACGCCCCUGAAACCAACCUUGAAGAAAAAAAGUUUUGACGAAAUGUCAUUCUGAGGUCAACCAACUAACCUUUUCCGUCACUUUGGCCAUAGAGUCUCGUUUUCGUGUAUGUGAGAUUAGUUCAAGCAAUUACGAGAACGAGGCUCAUAGUCUAGGUAACGUACUUUUCGGAAGCGUGCAUUGUCCUAGCAAUAAAAAUAGGUGCCCAUGAGUACACAUUUGCAUCGUUAUAUUAUUAUUGGAUUAUUAUCGUUGGGUUAUGGAGAAUUUUGGAAGUUUUUUAUACGUCAGAAUUUUAAAAAAUACGCUACAAAACCUUGAUGAAAUUGAUGCAUCUAUUUUACUUCUAUGUGGACAAGAAAUGCAAAUCCUAUAAUUGAAUCAUUCGACUAAAUUUGGUUUGAUAAUAUUUUUUUCUUUGUGACGCCGUGUUCAAACAAGAGAAAAUCCAACUGAUCUGUUUUGGCAAGAAUAUAUUGCAGUCUGCGUGUAUGCAUUUGCUGUAUACAACUGACGUAUUAUGUAUUAUGUUAUUAAUUGGUCACUAACGGAUUUUGCCUCAAAUUCUAAAUAUUCAUUGAAAUACUGUAAAUCUAAUUUUCUUGUUGGCAAAAUCAAGGUUUUUGCAUUCAUUACUUUUUCAUCACAUAAAUUUCACUAUGUUUAGAUUUCAGAAUCGUUUGGUCAUUGUUUCGGUGGGCUGGUGAGCACACUAGGUCAAAAUAUAGAAUUGACAUUGGAACUGUGCGAUGGUGUUAGCAUAGACACAAUACAUACUGAUCGGAAUAACACAAGUGAUGACACAAAGAAGUACGUGUUUACCUAUAUAUAUAUAUAUUUUUAUUCAAUGUACUGCAUGCAUUUUGGUAAACGGGGACUGCGUUAUUAGCGCGGAUGACUAAAUUAGUCAUGUGGAAACAUGUGACUCAUGUAGGCCUAAAUAGAAUUCACGAUCAGAAAUUGCCGCCACAAAUUGACACCAAAGAUGAGGUGGCUCGUCUUAACUGAGCAUGCAUGUAGUGUACAUGCUGACGUGACUGAAUAUUAAUGAGGCGAACUGCAGAAAUAUUUCACGAAAUAGUCGGCAAAGUUUUUUAUUUAUUGGUAGAAUUUUGAGGUAAAGAGAAAGACCCAAGACCCCCCAAGACCCAAAAUUAAUUUUAGAUGACUCAAGAAUACUUAAAAAAACUUUUUUAGAUGACUCAAGAAUAUUUAAAAACACUUUUUUAGAUGACUCAAGAAUAUUUAAAAACACUUUUUUAGAUGACUCAAGAAUAUUUAAAAACACUUUUAACGUACAAUUUGAGCUUUAUAUUGGCUUGUUGCAAAUAAGUCAAAGUAAACCGAAAAUUCUUAUUGAGCCCACGAUGCUACACAAUGAACACUCAACUGUGUUUUACUUUCAGUACUUAGAGGGUCUCCCCCAGAUGCAGACCAAAAACUUAACCUUGCACUUAUGGUCCAUGAUCAUAAUUUGGUCGUAUGAUGACAAUCAGAGACGCCCAAGCAUAGUAAGUCUUCGACUCGGGCCGAGCUGUGUACUUCCCAAUAGACCUUUCCUGAAAGUAUACUUAACCUUGGAUAUAGAGUCUUGUUUUCGGAAUUGAGAUAUAUCGGUUUUAGAGACCUUUAUCUUGUUACUGAUGGCCUAAUUAUAUAAACUAUUUUAUAUUAUCCAGGAUAACUGUAUGAUUUCGUAAAUGUGUCCAUCUGUAUCAAGAUAGUCAUUGUAAUUGUGGGAGUCAUUGUAAUUAUGAAUUGAAACACAUUAUUUAAAUUUAUUUACCCCCAGGAAACUGCGAAGAACGAAUUCACACACUCAUUCAUGAUUUUUGUAGAAAAUGGAAGGUGCAAUUUAAUGAUAUGCAAUCUGAAGAAGAACGUGAUGUUCUAUUGACGAUAAAGUUGCCUCGUACUGACUCUUCGACCACAACUAUUCUUAAAUCUUCCAUCAAAUAUUUCUGUGUUAUUCACUCCAGUUAUAAAUAUUCUGAAGCGGAGAUGUCAGUUAACAGAUCCGGUAUGUUUGGCUGAUCGUUUAAUUGCAUGCCUGAAUAGGUUGCGAUAUAUUACGAAUCGUAAUGAUGCCAUUGUGGUUGAUUUUUCUAGGCACACAUGUAAACAGCUAAGCAUACGGCAUGUACAGCAUUCAUAAAAUAAACCAUGAAUGGAAUGUGAUGCUGGGUCUGCCUCGUACCCAGGCGCUAUGUGUUAUUCUAUGGCUUGUGUGGCCUUUGCCAGUGGCCCGUGCCGGCUAAUUUGAUCGAUUUCGUGUCGAGGCUGACCACAAUUUAACUAUAACUUAAAAUGGAUUACAAUAUCAGCCUCGAAUUCAAGCUAUUUUCCGUGUGCAGUAGAUCUAUUUAUUUAUAUUUAAUGUUGACAUUUGUUUUAUUAUAACAAUAUAGCUGAUGCGAAAUAUUCUCCCGAAGUUGCGAACUUGGCUAUUGACCGCCAACGAAACAGAAUUGUAACGAGCAAAGCAACAAAAGAAGCACUUGAAUUGGCGGACAAUGGUAAAAAUUUACUUUUCUUUUGUUGAUUUCAUUUGCUUGCGUGUCUGUGUCCGCCUGUCUUACUCAGGCCUUGUACGGAAGGAAAGGCGCUCGAUCGAACGCGUUUUUCACGAUGGAUAUUUUAUGGAUGGACUGCUUUUGAACUGGAUAAAUCUAUUUUAUGGAUUGACUGCUUUUGAAUUGGAUAAUAAAAGUUACUGUUAUUAAAGGCAUUUCUCAAAUGCCUUACGCGCUCGACAAAUAGCGUUACGGUGAUCCAGGUGUUACUCGUCUCUUACUAACUAUAUACUCUAUAUUCUUUGUUGAUGUUAUGUACUCAGGUGAAUAUGAUGUUUCUCUGAGUGAUGUUUGUGAUGUUAUUCAACGUAACUUUUGAGGGUACUAAUUCCGCUCGGCUAUUUACACCUGGGGAAAGGAAAGCAUUAGCGAAGUCUAAAGUUCAUCAAUAAUCGCGGGCGGAUGGCUAUGGUUCACCGUGCGUGGGCAGUGAACUCUAUAUAUAUAUAUCUGGAAUGAUAACAGCGAGCGAAAAGUGAAGCCGACAAAAAAAUCACGACAUAAGUAUUCGUCAUUGUCUUCGUCAUCAACUGUUCAAGAACUUUCUUACAGUAUUAAAAAUUACUUACAAAUAAAAUUUGUAAUUGUUUUGAAAGUUUUUAUCACAGUUUUUAUAUCUUUAUUCACUUUUAACCUGAAGGUGGAGUUAUACUCCGAAACGUAGUUAUUAAAAUAAUUUUUUACUAAGCCCAUAUGGUCUAAUUUAUAUUCAAACACACGUACAUAUUCAUUUACAUUUUGCUGGCAGGCAAAUUCCGAUCACACAAUAAAUUCUUUAAAAAAUAACGUACCAGUGUAUUGACUAAAAACUAUAAAACUGGUAAACUAAAAAACAAUUCAAACAAUCGCGAAAAAUGGCAACGGCAAAGUCACAGUUGCAAGUCAAUUUACCUUAGUACCUGUGAAAUGAAAUUUUCUGGCAAGAAUAUCUCUUUCCUUGUGCAUCCAGAACGACAGUACGACACAAUAUAUUUGAAAAAGUGAUUCUUUUCUCCACACGGGGAAGUUUUCCUCGACUUUUUUUCCGACAGCGAACUCAAUGCAGUAAAUUUUAGGAGCAAAACAGUUUGCUCCUAAAAUGUAUUGCAUUGAGUUGCCCAUGUUUUUAAUUUUUUUUCGUGAUUGCGUUCAAAUUUAUACUGGCCGUGCAACGGUUUGUAAGAGGGGGAAUGAAACUGACGUCCAAUCCGCGUAAACCUGACGUUUGAGGGACUGAGACUGACGUCCAAUCCGCGUGAAAGACUGGUAUCGAGGCUUCAUUGUUUUCACAAUCAAAUGACUGAAUGUUAUCGUUCCAGAUAUAUAUAUAUAGAGAGUUCACUGUGCGUGGGUAGUCAUCCUCACUGAUCUCAAAACAUAGCGGACUGUCAUGAAUAGCGAAUACUGAUUGGUCAAAUUUAAAAUUUGCAUUAUAAUGACUUCAUGACGACAGCAAAAUAACAAACAUUUCUUGCAAAUCAGUGUUCACCAUUUCCAUGACAGUCCGCCAUUUUUUUGAGAUCAGUGGGAGAUCCACCCUUGGAUCAUAACCAGACGCCCGCGAUGUUUGAUGAACUUCACAUUUCGCUAAUGCUUCCCUUUCCCCGGGUGUAAAUAACCGAGCGGAAUUAGUACCCUCGCCUCCCAGCCUUUGGAACAUUCUUCCUGCCCACAUACGUGAUACCUCAAGAACUUUAGUUCACUUCAAAUCCUCAUUAUUUAACUACUACUUCGACCUUCUAGAACAUAUUUACAACCCGGACAACCCAAGAACACUCAAGUCAGUGUGCGCCAAAUGCCACUCCACUCGUCCUCUCGCUAGUUUAUCAGUAAGAACAUGUUGUUGACAGUUAGCCAAAGCCAAUAGUUCGUAAAUGUAUUGUUAGUAUUUGUUCAAGAUCCCGUUAUCUCUGUGAUCAGUCCCUGCCUGUAACGUAAAAUAUGUAAUAUUGUGUAAUGGUUUUAUUGGUUUAGUGGUAUUUAUGUUUGUGUGUGUGGCAAAUCUUGUAAAAUAAAUAACUUGCUUCUAGCUAUGCUGCCAGUGUUGCUUCGAUGAAACUAUAGUAUCAAUAAUAGUUCCCUUUUGUUUACUGUAUUGAAUAUUUUAUAGGUUUGGUUUAAUUUGGUUGUUUUCUGCUUCUUUAGGUGAUUUAGAGUUGGCUCGCAAACGACUUAAAGAAGAAAUAAAUAGAGUCAAAGAAUCCUUGACAAAAGAUGACGAACUUUGUAAGGUAUGAAACCAUGGUCAUGGAUUAUGCAAUUACUUUAUGGUUUCCGUGUUUGGAUGGCCUGAUCCAAACACGCGUGAAUGUUGCGAGAGUUAAGAAAAGCUCGCGCUUUGCGCGCUUUUCUUAACUCGAGCAACAUUCCCAGGUGUUUGGAUUUAUUUAGAUCAAUUUCCAUGUCCAAGCGGUAGAGUGCGAACGGGACUCAAAGUCCCAUGCGAGGCACUCCCCCGUUACAAACUGUAAAGAUUUCUUAAAUAUUUACAUUAAUAAUAGCUAUGAAAAAACAUAGCCAAUUACUUGAGCACCAACUAAUUCUUAAAACCGCACGCAGCUUACAGUAAUGGUGCUUGAAAAAAGGUACUGUACGUUAACACACAAACGAUCAGUCGGCCGAUUUCAGGUAUUGCCGAAUAUUAAAAUGACAAACGUUAUAUCAGUUGACAACACAGAGUAUAGACAGAUAUACAAAACUACAACUAGAGCACCCACCUUUUUGUGCGCGUUCUCGGCAAGUUACUAGAUGCAUACAUACAUACAUACAUACAUACAUCGCCUUUAUUUAAAACACGGUAAACCUUCAGUAAUAUUACAUAAUAAAUAUAGUCUAAAUUAUUCUAAACUUAAAAAUAUUUGGAUUCACAUAGUAUAUAUAUAUAUAAAAAUAUAACAAAUAUGAAACUACUGUUCUACCAGGUUGCCGUGUGGGAGUCGGACAAGAGUUAAAUAGCAUUAUUAGUUUUUAAAGAUUGCAAGAAAGCAUGCAUCCCAUUGGCGGUUUUCUUUAACUGCUCGCGGAACUUGCCGAGCACGCGCAAGGGUCAGGCUAUCCAAACACGGAAACCAUAAAGUAAUUGUUUUAUAAAAUAACAACUUUCCGUGUUAAAAUUUCACUUUAAAAAACUUUCACUUUAAAUUUCCGUGAUUGGAUGGCCUGAUCCAAACACGGGUUUCGACCAAUCAGAGCACGCGUUAUAUACAUGUUAUUUUAUAAUGUAUAAUGAAAAUGGCUUUUUCUAAAGCCGGGCGCAUACGCUGUGAUUAUUAACAGAACUGUCAACUUUAAAACUUAACUGUUAGUUAUUUAUUGAACGUUCUCUGACUUAAUAUUUAUUUCUACGAGCUUUCGGCUAUCAGUCUAUAUAUAGCCUUCGACGGGUGUAUACAAAUGAUUCUAUAAAGGCUAUAAUAUAGACUGAUAGCCGAAAGCUCGUAGAAAUAAAUAUUAAAUCAGAGAACGUUCAAUAAAUAAUGUUUCAACCUGGCUAUAUGCAUCCUCUAUUUUUUCAAUUAUCUGUUAGUGUUAACAAAAUUUGAUUUGUGAUUUCAAAAGUGUUAAAAGGUCCAUUUACACGCGUAUGUACUGGAACAAAUCCGUGUAAAGGAUGUCCUAUUCAACUUUUGCCAUGGACAGGAAUAAUUCAACAGUCGUUUUCAUACGCCAGAAUGACAAUCGUAUACGACUAGUCGUCUCGUGUAAAUGGGCCUAAAAUCAUCAAACAAGAGACGUGGGAUACUUUUGUUUGCAAGUAUCUCUAUAAUUCGUGGUUUGGUAGUAUAUAAAUUUACUUUGUUAUAUGUUCUAGCUUCUCGUCAUAGACAUGGAAAAAUGUCUGGAGGGCCUACGGGACUAUCGUUUGUACAGUACGUCGGGAAAGAAAUAUCAAAUGAAUCUGUAAGUUCCACGUUACCUUCAUAUUUUAUGUCAGUUGAAUUAAAUUUCUGUAUAUUGUAAAGCGUCAACCUUUUCCAACAAAUACAAUUUUCAUUUUAUAGACUCCAGAUGCAUUCAACUCAACGAAGCAGUCGGCCUGAUGGAAGUAGUUGUUAUGAAAAUGUAUCCAAAAUGUCUCACGUGGAUAAAUUUAAAUGAUCACAGAUACUUCCAAGGAGCAGCAUAUUAUCAGUUCAUUAGACAAUAUAUUUUUAACAUUUUGUAUUCUUAUAAAAAUAUAUCUUUCACAUGUUUGUUGUUGAAAUGUAACCUUUGGCAUGCUUCUACUGCUACUUCUAGUUAAUUUCUCUUUUAAUAAAAAUAAAC
This is a messenger RNA of Paramuricea clavata, 33312 nucleotides long. Lineage: Eukaryota; Metazoa; Cnidaria; Anthozoa; Malacalcyonacea; Plexauridae. The record is from the annotation of a GenBank genome assembly.